CAGUCUCAUACAAGAGUAACUCUUCAUCUACUGGUUAGCAACUAGAAACGUUGCCACUAUCCUUCGCAUCACGUUUGUUUUUGGCAAUAUCUGUAGUUUUAUACAUGACUCCACCAAUCUAAUCUGUUCAAAUUCACAGUAUUUAUUUCUAUGAAUUUCCCAUAUCCAAAUCUAAAUCCAAACAUACAUUUUAAUAAUUAUAAUGUUUUCCAAACUUGCUUUCACUCAUCAACCAAUCUGUUUCAAGUAUUUUAGCAACACUAAAACAUGUCCUGCAAGACCUUCCGGCUUUCUCUGCAAAAUGGAAAUUAAGUCAAGAACUCCAUUAAUAGAAGUGGAAGAGGAAGAUCUAAGAAAGGAAGGAGAAGCAAAUUGUAUAGAUGGAGUUCCAAAAACACAUACAUUAAAGAGAGCAGAACUUGAGUUUACAAAAUUGCAGCAAUUAGGUUUAGAGAUCAAUCAUGAUACCACAUGCUACUAUUUUGGAGAUUUUGUGGCUCGUCAACCUUUCGUCGAUGAAGAAUAUUGGACAGCAGCCUGGCUUCGUGCGGAAAGUCAUUGGGAAGAUCUACCCAAUCAAAGAUAUGCUGAUAGCUACAAAAGGCAAUUUGCGGAAAAGGAGUACAACGCUUUAAAACGGAGAUGCAAAGGAAACCAUGAGCAGCAGUCUACAUGCAUCAUCACGGUAAAAAAGGAAGUGAAGAAUGUUAAACAUACCAUACUGAAAAGUGUGGUAGGAACCUUAGAUUUGAAUGUACGGUAUUUAUUGCAAGGUGAAUCCUUCCCUGGGGAAAGAGUGGAGGCACCUCUGUUCUGCAGCAUUGACAGAAAGGGAACAAGCAAAUAUGGCUAUAUUGCUAACUUAUGUGUAGCAAAAUCAGCCCGCCGCAAAGGGAUUGCCAUCAAUAUGUUGAAGUAUGCUAUUGAAUCUGCAAAAUCUAAGGGUGCUGAGAUGGUAUUUGUUCAUGUUUAUAGGAAGAACAUACCAGCCCAAAAGCUGUAUGAAAAAUUGGGAUUUAAGGUAGUAGAAGUAGCAAGUCUACAAUUAGUGGAAGAGGGAAUGUACCUGCUAUGUUGCAAGACAUAGAACAUAAUUUGGCAAAAUGAAGUCUUCUUGUUAUUGUAGACUUGGAGUACAUUAUAUUCUCAAAUUAAAUAUUUAUACAUCAUUACAAAUCAUUUAUACAAGCAAGUGUACAUUCUUAAUUAUAUUCUUUAUUUAUAUUCAUAUUUUUAGUGAAUAAGUUUAAAUAAAAAGAUGUCAAGUUUUUUAAUCUUUAAAGAUUAUUUAUAUGUAAGAUAUUAAUUGUUUCUUUAAUGGCAAUGAAGAGGCCUUGUAUUUUGGUG
Molecule: messenger RNA, 1347 nt
Organism: Amaranthus tricolor (Joseph's coat)
Lineage: Eukaryota; Viridiplantae; Streptophyta; Magnoliopsida; Caryophyllales; Amaranthaceae
Product: GCN5-related N-acetyltransferase 6, chloroplastic
Exons: 9
Coding region: 203-1087 (294 amino acids)
Molecular function (GO): acyltransferase activity, transferring groups other than amino-acyl groups
Source: RefSeq, a predicted model, not a curated record